Messenger RNA from Phytophthora nicotianae INRA-310, 1944 nucleotides. RefSeq lists its product as hypothetical. The record is from RefSeq and is a predicted model, not a curated record. The transcript has a single exon. Bases 20 to 1843 code for a protein of 607 amino acids. NCBI's taxonomy places the organism in Eukaryota, Oomycota, Peronosporomycetes, Peronosporales, Peronosporaceae.
CUUACCCAUUCGUACAAUAAUGGAGGGGACGUGGUGCAGUGGUUCGAGCAGCAAGAGCUCCUUCCCCACUAAUAUCGAGAGUUUCUCCUCUCGACACCAAGUCAACGAGACGUCUAUGGUAUCAAUAAAACCACUGGAGCGCGUCUACGAUGGCUGUGUGGGCGGCUUUUUAUCCGAGAAGAGUCGCAUCCAUCUGCACAUCGAGUCGGACGGCGCAUUGUACGGCGAAGUCCGUCAGAAGCAGCCCAGCUCGCGAUCUUUAGCCAACGGGAAGAAGCGCAAACGUCGCGUAGUUGCAGACCACCCGGACGGCAUCGUCAUAGCGCACAUUGUGGGCAACGCACAGGUCGUUCCACCCGAAGAGGCGGUCGUGUCCUGUUCCAGGACCGUCAGUUGCGACGAUACCACAGCAGCGGAGUAUUGCUGCGCCUUUGAGAUCACUAAGAGACUCAACCACGUGGACAGACACACACUCACGUGCCAUUUACACGUCCCAGUGGCACCGAAUGCGCCCGCAGUAGGCACGUGGAGGUUUUUCGGUGGUCGAAAGUUACUGGAAUUGUCAUCAACAGCGUCGACAAGCGAUACGGGAUCGGAUCAUAUUAAAGAGGAAACGUCAGACGAGCACCAAGUGUUUCAAUUGCAGCCAGUGCAAUGGUAUCAACGUCAACAAGAAGCCGAGGAGGCAGAGAAAGAGGCAGCCAUGAUGCAGUCUAGACCACCUUCACUGCUGUAUCCUUUGCGACCUGGAAAGUAUGAAUUUAAAGGUUUUACGACGUAUGACACGCCAUCUGUAGCUGCAGCGGUUGUGCCGAGACAGAGGAAUGGACGAAGAGGGCGUCCAGUCAUGACGACGGUCAAAGAUGAAUGUCUAGUCACACUACGUCUGCUACCGGAUGGUACACUGCGUGGAACGUCUCGAGAAGUGGUACAGCCACAGGUUUGCCCAUUGAAAGGACGCUGGCAGGCUAAUCGAGUGGCUUACGUGCUCGAGUAUCAUGUUCGUGAAGCUGUGGGUUACUUCCGAUACUCUGGAGCUGUAGUAAUUGAAGACGCUAAAACCAACGCUAACGGUAAGAGACGCGAGACUUUGAGUGGUAAAUGGCACAAUGUGGACGAGGGACAUGCUGAAGGAUACGAAGGAGGUCGCGGAGAGUUCGAAUUAGAGCUCGUUAAAGUGGAUUUUACGCCGGUCUCUACCAAGACGGAGAAGUUAGAGAACUCUAACGUUACUGUAUCCGAUUACAGUAUGUCAGAACCCUCUGAUCAGAACACUAUCCCCGAAGCGGGCAGCAAUGCUGCUAAUGCUAUCGAGAUAGAAGACGACGAUGCAAUCCGUGCGUUUACUACUGGCGAGUACACGUUGUCUGGAUGUGCUACAGACGCUGAGGGGUACGAGUACGCGUUCGAUCUCCAGUUACAGUUACGGCCCGGUGGGAAGCUUCUUGGCAAGUGUAAAGAGCGCAUUUUUCACCAGAUAAGUCCCGUAUUUGGACGCUGGAAUCCCUCGUGUAUUACGUAUGGACAGCAGUAUGUGGUGAAGCAUGAAGUGGGCAUGUACACUUACAGUGCUACAAUGAGUAGUGACGGUGCUGUGGUUAGAGGAUCUUGGGCGAAUGUUGAGAAGGAAGCUGCUUCGGCUCCAAGCGAACACGGGACUUUUGCACUGAUUUUGGUGAAUUCAACGAGGCAGUGGAGCACUUUCAGUCACGCUUACUAUCCGCCCAGGUUUCGCCGUGCCGUGAUGACGACGCUUAUGGCAUCCGCUAGAACUCAUAAGUUACCUGUGGCGCUAUGGACCCAUGUCUUUGCAUUCUGUAGCGAAACGUGGUUCACUCUGUGAAGGAGAAAACAGAUACAGUAGCAGCAUGUACACAGUGUAGUAGACAUUGCUUAAUACUUGUAACAUAUGUGCCUGCGUCAGAGCUCACUUCAACUUGACCA